AUGGCUCGGUUCGGUAGGCGUGGGUUUGCCAACGAGACCGCUGCUGCGACAGAGCGAGAAAAGGAAAUACUUCAGCAAUUGUCGCUUAUCAUCGACCCAGACCUCCACAAGGACAUAGUUACUCUAGGAUUCGUUCAAAACCUUACUAUAAGCGACGAGGGCGUCGUGGUGUUCGAUCUAAAAUUGACCACACCAGCUUGCCCUGUCCGAGAUCAGUUUAUAGAUGCUUGUACGAGAGCUUGUUCAGCCCUACCAUGGGUAACUGACGUCAAGGUAACGCUAUCGGCGAAGUCGCGAGCCGGUGGGGCCCCUGAAGUGAAGUCUGAGAAUCUCUCUAAUGUACAGAAUAUUGUAGCAGUCACCUCAUGCAAAGGCGGCGUCGGCAAGAGCAGUGUUGCUGUGAACUUAGCGUACUCAAUCGCCAAGCAUGGUGUAAAGGUAGGGAUAUUGGAUGCCGAUAUUUUCGGACCCUCCUUGCCCUACCUUAUACCCUCAACAGAAAGGGCCCCUGCUGACCCUCAACCGUAUUACCACAAUGGCGUGAAGUUGAUGUCGAUGGGAUAUAUACGACCUGGCGAGAGUGUUGCUGUCAGAGGUCCCAUGGUCAGCGGUAUGAUCCAGCAGAUGCUGACCAUGACUGAUUGGGGCCAUUUGGACUACUUGAUAAUCGACUACCCUCCAGGAACCGGUGACGUUCAACUGACGAUCGGCCAACAGGCUAAGGUGGACGCCGCCGUAGUGGUGACGACGCCUCAGCAGCUGAGUCUAGUCGAUGUCGAGAAAGGCAUCGAGCUCUUUGAUAAACUUAACAUCCCAUCCAUAGCAGUAGUAGAGAAUAUGGCCUACUUCAAGUGCCCUACUUGUUCUGAUAAACACCAAGUGUUCGGUAGAGCUGCUGAUAGCAAACACCUCGCUGAGAAGUACGGGAUUCAGAGCCACGUGGAGUUGCCCAUAGAUCCUGAUAUGGCUCGCAAUGUUGAUGACGUUAAAGCAUCGGCCUUCCCCUUCGUCUGCAAUGAGGCAUUCGAUGGCUCUGAGGCUUCCAAGGCGUUCGAGUCUUUAGCUGAUGAUGUCAUUCGAGGCGUCUCCAAGGUACUCUGA
This is a messenger RNA of Perkinsus marinus ATCC 50983, 1101 nucleotides long. Its product is annotated as polysaccharide export protein, putative. NCBI's taxonomy places the organism in Eukaryota, Perkinsozoa, Perkinsida, Perkinsidae. The transcript is spliced from 9 exons. Gene Ontology annotation, biological process: iron-sulfur cluster assembly. Gene Ontology annotation, molecular function: ATP binding; 4 iron, 4 sulfur cluster binding; ATP-dependent FeS chaperone activity. The coding region runs from base 1 to 1101 and encodes 366 amino acids. The record is from RefSeq and is a predicted model, not a curated record.